This is a messenger RNA of Myodes glareolus (Bank vole), 2703 nucleotides long. It is a transcript of the gene Tmem123, whose product is annotated as transmembrane protein 123. Gene Ontology annotation, cellular component: cytoplasmic vesicle. Lineage: Eukaryota; Metazoa; Chordata; Mammalia; Rodentia; Cricetidae. The record is from RefSeq and is a predicted model, not a curated record.
GCGCUGCCGGGGGCCGCGGCGAAUGGUGCGGGCCCUCAGGGUUCUCCAGGUGGAAAUGGCUCUGUGCCUCUGCCGACCUCCAGUGUUAAGGUGACAGAAAAUAUCACUGUGAAUAUAGCUUCCAACCAGACCAGUGAAGUUAACAACAGCACUGUGACACCAUUAGGAACUUCAGGACUGCCAAAAAAUGUCACAACUGUCACUAUGAAACCUGCAACUAUUGCUAAAAUAUCAACACCAGGGGUCUCACCACACGUGACUUCCACUGCCUCAAAGUCUACACCCAAAGCAAGUGCUUCCCCAAAGUCAACCCAGACAGCAGCAUCCAUGAUGACCACAGGCCACAGCAGUUUAAAGACAUCUAUCACGAUCACAGCGACUGUCCAUUCUGACAAGAGCAAAGGAUCAAAGUUCGACACCGGCAGCUUUGUUGGAGGAAUAGUGUUAACUCUGGGAGUCCUAUCUAUUCUCUACAUUGGAUGCAAAAUGUAUUAUUCAAGGAGAGGCAUUCGGUAUCGAAGCAUUGAUGAACAUGAUGCCAUCAUUUAAAUUACUCCACUGGCCAAGGAAAGAAGAGAGACUGCAGCCCUAUCAAAUAGUUUGGUUUAUAUUAGUCUGAAAUAUUAUUUUCUUGAAAAUAGUAUUAGCAAAUCAUGCAUAAAAUGAACAAUGUGUUCCAUGAAUGUGUGAAAAUCCCUUAUUAUUAAAGGUAAAGGGUGUAGUCUGGGCAGUUCAGUGAAUAUUUGGAGCUAACAGGUAAUUUAUCCAGUGGUUACGUAUACUUUAGAAAGUCAUAGCAAGACAAGUCCUGUCCUUCAGAGGGUGCCAUGACACUGAUUGUCACCGAGGGGCAGGGUCCCACAGAGUUGCAGAGCCUAUUGCAGCAGUGUCUGGUUGAUCACAUAACGAACUUAAGUGCCAUUCAGUGUUGGGUUGUGUCCUGAUUCACUCCUUGGGUUCCACAGCUCAGCUAACCAGCAAACCUUGGGAAGUCCCCACAUUUUAGGGUUUAUAGUCAGGGUUGACCUAGCAAGAACUUGCACCCUGAUGCAUCCCUCACAGCACCGUGCUUGUGUUAAAGACCCCCGGAGCACUGUGGAGCCUGGCCUUCACUAACCAGCUCUUUUCGGCUAUUCGUAUCGAUGCAUGAAUUUAGGAACGCUGCCGCACUUGACAUGCUUCUCAACUGCAGCAGGCCUGGCGAUCUAGGAGAACAAGUGGACUGCCGCCGUGGAAACCUGUCACACCGCUGGAAACCGCUGUACAUGCGCUCUUGUCAAUUUGAGUUUUAGUGAAUGUUUUUUAGGCAAUGUAGAGCUGCUCUCCAUAUACAGAAAUUUGUGAUGGAAUGUAAAAUACAUAAGUCCCCAUUAUAUGAUAUGCAAAUCAGUAUUUAGAAAUCUAUAUUGGCAGCAAAAUGCUGUGUUUGCUAAACCAGGGAUCAGGACCCCACCCCGCCCCAGGUCAAUAAACCUACAGGGUGGAGAUGCUAUAUUUUUUACACUAUCAACUUACUCAGUUUUGAGAAAAUGACUUUUUUAUACUAAGCUGUAUUUUGGAGUAAAUUCCAACUUCCUUAUUCCCAGGCCCUUUCCUUACCCUGGAAAGGGAGCUGCAUCCUGGUGUUUCCAGCAGAAGCUACAUCUGGUCACCCCUGCAGCCCACGCUCUCUGAACCUGGUCACCCCCGCAGCCCACGCUCUCUCUCUGCAUUUAGUUCUAUAGUUUAUAUUCCAAGUCAAACUCAGGGUCAAGUUUAACGAAAGAGGUGUUUAGUGUCAAAAUACUAAUAUAAUAUUUCUAUUGCAGAGGGCCAGAAUAAAUUACAGGAAUUUCUGAAAGUCUAGCAAUAAGCCAAAAAUGUCCUAAUGAGUGCUCACCUGUUACAGCUAAAAAUGUAAGUGUAACUUUUGUAAUCUGCUUCUGGUUUUCAAAAAACUAAAACUACCAAGAAAUUUUUAUAUAAAGAAGACUCAUUUCUACUUGCUGUAUAUCAGGGCCAACCAAUGUGGUAAAACAUGGAAUGCUCAAAUCUACAUUAACCCAGAGAGAAAGGAGGAAAUGCUAGGAAAUGGAGCACGGACUUAGGCUGGUCUCAAGUGUGGGCUGAUGGAAAAUGGGUGCUUUCUUCUCUUCAGGAUGAGGUGUAGGGUGCUGUGGUGGUGAGGGCUUGUUUUGUUUGCUACUGCAGUACCUGCGGGUGAUCUCCUUGAAGACUUGUUUCUUUAGCACUUUGAAGACAGAACCAUUUUCUUAAAGCACUGUCUUAGAAACUUUAGAAACUUGCCCUCAUUUCCUCUGAUUUGGGGGUUAAAGCGUAAUGUUGUUACAUUUUUUUUAAUUUGUUACUUUCAAAUACCAGGACUUUUAUUGAAAGGAUUUCUUUAUAAUCUGCCAAAACCAGCUUAAGCAAAUGCUCGCCUUUCCUGGCCUCCCUACAGAAUAUGUUAAGAUAAAACAGUUCCUAGAUGUUCAUUGUACACCAGGCAAGGCUACUCUGGCUUUAAAUUUGCUUCAGAAAUUCUAUGAAAGGGAUAAUUCUAAGGUAGAGAAAUUAGAGUUGGUAACAUUUUAUGGUGUCAUACUUUUGUAUCUUCUGGGGAAGAUUAGCUAACUCUUGUUACCGUUUUUCUAUAAUGACCAGUUUUGGUAUCUCCUUGUUACUAAGAUCUAUUUUUAGAAUAAAAUUUGUUCUCCACUCAAA